This is a messenger RNA of Ascochyta rabiei, 1224 nucleotides long. RefSeq lists its product as uncharacterized. The transcript has 2 exons. Lineage: Eukaryota; Fungi; Ascomycota; Dothideomycetes; Pleosporales; Didymellaceae. Gene Ontology annotation, molecular function: oxidoreductase activity. The coding region runs from base 1 to 1224 and encodes 407 amino acids. The record is from RefSeq and is a predicted model, not a curated record.
AUGGCUAUCGCAGAAGUCGCACACGCCCAGCAACCGGACAUAGGAUAUAAACCGGACUAUGACAAGUAUCUUGCACGCGUACAGAAGCGCCUGAAGAACGAAGCGCUCGACAAGACACUGCCCCCUGGCUUUCCGACCGAACUCAAGUCUGACUUAGUAUGGGACAACACCGACAUAGCCGAUCGUUUUAACUGGACCUACAAGCUUACUUCGUCCGACCUGGACGAGAUCGAGGGUGCAUUGCAACACUUCAAGAGCUUGAAGAAGGCCUUGGGUUACGUCAGCGCAGAGACUUUUCCGUUGCCAAACCUUCACAGCAAACUGCGAGAGAUCUCACACGAGAUCCAUCACGCCUUUGGGUUCAAGGCCAUCCGGGGACUGCCCGUAUCCACACACAACAGAGAAGACAUCAUCAUCAUCUAUGCUGGCAUCGCAUCCCAUAUCGCACCCAUCCGCGGCCGUCAAGACAACCAGUACAAUGGUAAGCCAGCGGAUGUCGUGCUCAACCACAUCAAAGACUUGAGUAAGCUCUACGAUGCGAGCAAAAUCGGUGCUCCAGCAUACACAACGGAUAAACAGGUCUUCCAUACCGACUCAGGGGACGUCAUAGCCUUGCUAUCGCUGGCAGAAGCGGCCGAAGGUGGGGAGAGCAAACUAAGCAGCAGCUGGCGUGUAUACAACGAGCUCGCGCGCACUCGACCUGACCUUAUCCGGACACUGGCAGAGCCAUGGCCUGCAGAGAACUUUGGUGACAAGUCGAAGCCCUACGUCUCUCGUCCUCUCCUUCACCACCAACCCGCAACAUCCACAUCUCCCGAGCGCCUCAUCAUCCAGUAUGCGCGCCGCACGUUUACCGGCUUUCAGGGUCUACCACGCUCUUCUGAUAUCCCUGCCAUAACUGAAGCGCAAGCCGAAGCGCUCGAUGCCCUCCACUUCCUCGCCGAGAAGUACGCCGUCUCACUCAACUUCAAGGAAGGAGACGUGCAGUUUGCAAACAACCUGAGUAUCUUCCAUGCACGUGACGGGUUUACGAACACGGAGGAAAAACAGAGACAUCUGGUAAGGUUGUGGUUGAGAGACCCGGAAAACGCGUGGGAAACGCCGAGUGCACUGGCAGAGAGGUGGGAGAAGGUGUACGGGGAUGUUGAGGCAAAGAGGCAGGUGUUCCCACUCGAGCCAUAUAUCAGGAUUGCGAGUUUGGGCGCGGGUGGGGAGAGUAAGUAA